Messenger RNA from Megalops cyprinoides (Indo-Pacific tarpon), 2566 nucleotides. It is a transcript of the gene bsg, whose product is annotated as basigin. Bases 157 to 1329 code for a protein of 390 amino acids. The transcript is spliced from 9 exons. The record is from RefSeq and is a predicted model, not a curated record. Lineage: Eukaryota; Metazoa; Chordata; Actinopteri; Elopiformes; Megalopidae.
UACGUGCGGGUUCACCGAGAAGCGCGUGAGGAACAAAUAGAGGACGAGUGGUCCCAAUAGAGAACAGAUCGCUGAAGCGUACCAGCCGGUGCAUGGGGAAAACAUAGUUAAAGAGCGAGUUGCAUUUCGUGAAAAUCUGGGGAAAGAAGCCUGAAAAUGGUGCUCUUGUGGGGUUCGUGUGUUUUCCUGAUGUUCCUGUAUGGAGCCAGUGCCCUGACAGCGGGCUUCAUCAAAUCCCCCCUGUCCCAAAUGAAACUUAAUGAGGACAGUGCCGAAUUGCACUGUGAGGUCAUAGGGAACCCCAUCCCCGAGGUGCAGUGGUGGUACGUGGAGGGGGAGGAACCCAAUGAGACCUUCGUGCAGCUGUUUGACGGGGCGCGGAUGGACCGCAUCAAGAUCAACGCCACGUACAUCCUCCACGCAACCAGCACCAUUUACUUCUCAAACCUCACACUCAACGACACGGGCACAUACGAGUGCAGAGCCUCUAACGAUCCCGAUCGCAACGACUUGAAGAAGACCCCAAAAAUCAAGUGGAUCCGCUCACAGGCUAACAUUAUUGUGUUUGAACAGCCUAUUAUUUUAACAAACCCCCCAGAGGUGAGUAAUAUGACCUCUGCGACUCUCAGCUGCAACCUCACCAAUGCGCCGUCCAUGAUCAAAGGUCACUAUUGGACCAAAAACGACAAGGUGAUCGAAGGGACAAAGGUGGACUCUACAGAUACGUACACAGAGUACAGCAUGCCGAAAAUUGAUGGCCAUUCAGGAGGAUCAUAUGCCUGUGUCUUCCUUUCUACUCCUGAGGUUAAAAAGACUAUUGAAGUAAAAACUCCUCCUCAUGUUGCGGCAUACAAACACUCUGAGCACGGGAAUGAGAAGGACAGAGGAGUGCUGGUCUGCGUGAGCCACAGCUACCCUCUGCCCACUGACUGGAAGUGGUAUCUUCUUCGUGAGGAUGGGGAGAAAACGGCUAUUGCCAAUGGAACUGACAAGUAUGAGAUUAAGAACACUCCCAACAAGACCACUCUGUACAUCCAUGACCUGGACAUCAAUCAGGAUAUGGGCGACUAUAUCUGCUACGGAGAGGGCGAGAUGGGCCAAGCCUCGGACAAGAUCCACUUGCGUGUCCGUAGCAGGCUAGCCGCACUGUGGCCUUUCCUUGGCAUUGUGGCCGAAGUCAUCAUCCUAGUCACUAUUAUCUUCAUCUAUGAGAAGAGGAGAAAGCCAGAUGAGAUUAAUGACGAUGAUGAUUCAGGAUCUGCCCCUCUGAAGAGCAAUGCUGCCACCAACCACAAAGACAAAAAUGUCAGACAAAGGAACUCCAAUUAGAGGAAUGAAGGAGGUAUCCUGAUGACUACUCUUCAAGACUUCGAAGUGGAGCAUUGAGUUGCCGAGUAGCACGUAAUCUAGUGCACCCUGCAUUUUUUAAUAUUCUUUUGUUUUAGUAUUCAUGUCCUGAGGAGGAAUGCUUUUCUUUUUCAUUCUUUCGUUUUCCUUUAUUAAUAUUACUCCUUUUUGUGCUGCCAUGGAAUGUGUUUGAAAUGAAAAUCUGUGUGGGGGAAAAAAACUGCAUGAAAAUUUAGUGAAAAUGUGUGUGUUCGUAGUGGAACCAUUGUAGUGUUUAUGUGGCAAUAAUAUAUUGAUGGAUUUUUUUUAUUAUUUGUUUGCUUCCUACCCUGUCCUCCAGUUCUGAAUCUGUGCUCUCAAAUUUGACAGCCCCAAUAGUGGCAGUCCUGAGGGAUGCUAAAUGAAGGAAACUGAUUCAGUGCAUUUGAACUGACUUUAAGCAGCUGAGACAAUGCGCCUUUGUGGCUGUAGAGUAACAUGAGUGGACACUGACAGACCUCACUAGUGGAGUUUUUAUUAAAAGCCUUAUUUAACAUCACCCAGUUUACUUCAUGCUAUAUUUUUAUUUCUUUUAUUUUAUUAAUGUGAAAUGCAGACUGAAAUGGCCACGACAAUGGCUGUGAUGCAUAUUUAAAUAUACUGUUAGGAUAAGGUAAUACGGAUAUCACCGUAGUGUUUGUGAUCACCGCAGCUUUUUUUAAAAAGGUAUAAGGUAUGGUUUCAGAUAUUCACAUUGCCUCUGUCAUAGAUGACUAUUUCCUUAUAGUAAUCUUUUCAAGGACCAAGUGGAGGAAGAGUGUGCCAUUGGCCACUUAACCUCAUUUAAAAGUUGAUUUGAAAAACAAAUUAUUUAUAUGAAUCAACAUGCAAAGUAAUACAUGUUUGUACUAUUCAGGUGUUUUCAUUUUUGCUAUAGAGCCUCUAAAAAUCUCGAAAGUGUCGCACAACUUGUGAAGGUGAUUUAGUGAGUCACAAAGCUAUUUUUACCCACCUUUUUGUAGACUUUUCAGGACCCAUACAUUGCAUUCACUUAGUAUUGUGAUUGGAUGUGUGCUCUUUGAUUUAAGUUGAAACGUACAUUGAAUCUAUAGACAUAAGGAUACAAAAUAUAUACUAAUAUGUAUAAAUUAUUCUGCCUGACUUUAGCAAGCAAGUAGCUUAAGUACUGUCAGCUGUAAUGACUUGCACAAUCUUAAUAAAGUUAUCUGAUUUGAUUUUA